AGUACUUUCAUGAGAGUAGAGACAACUCAUAUUGAGGGUAAAAUGGCAACUUCAUCAUCCACCACCUCCUAAAUACUCUUCUGUUGCUGUUAUCUUCUUUAGCUUUUUCAAUUAACUUGUCUUCUUACCGGAAACUGUGACCGUGUCUGUGAACAAGAAGAACAUCCAUGGCUUCCUCUAUUUCCUCUGAUAUCCUUUUCUUCAAGAUUGGUCUCGGAAAAAGCGUUGAAGAUGGAAACCUUAAGUUACCAGAAAAGUUCAGUAAGAAAUAUGGUGAUGGUGUUCCAAAUCCAGUGUAUCUGAAGCCUCCAGAUGGCACUGCAUGGAAGAUAGAUUGGUCUUUGUAUGAUGGUGUGAUUCAAUUUGAAAAUGGUUGGAACGAAUUUGCUUCAUAUUACGCUUUGGAUAAUGGCAAUCUGCUGAUGUUUGUGUACAAUGAAACUUCUAACAUUAAAGUACACAUUCUUGACAUCAUUUAUGGCCUUGAAAUAAACUAUCCUUCCUUGGAUCACAUUGGCGAUGACAAUUCGAUUGAGAUCUUGAAUGAACUGCCGCCACGAGGCUGGCCGAGGAAAAGACUGAAAGCAGCAGCAGAAGUAUCAUCUCCUUCUACAAGUAAAAUAUUGAGGAGUUCUGUCAAAACUGGAGAUGUAGAAAAGGGCCCUGAUAAACAAAACUGGAUGCAGUGUUGCAACAAUGAAGAAGCUAGUCAAUCUUAAGAGACAGGUCUUAAGAUGCCAACAAUUCAAAGUGCCAGAGCUGAUCCUGAUAGUAUGUAAUUUCAUGAGCAAUUCAUCCUUUUAUUUUCGUAGAUUCUAAUGUAUGUCUUUCAUUUUCGUAGAUUCUAAUGUAAUCCUUUGUGGCUAAAAUGCAUAAAUCAUAGUUACAAAUUCACCAAAUAUGUAUCGUACGCAUAUGCGUGCCAUACCAGACCGUAUUGCAUUUCAUGUAACUAUGCAAUAAAUAUCUUAUUGUUCUUAGGCUGUGUUCAAAUUUUGUUGAAAUGAAUAAAAAUUACUGUGUUGUUUGAA
Arachis stenosperma is the source of this 1031-nucleotide messenger RNA. Its product is annotated as B3 domain-containing transcription factor VRN1-like. The coding region runs from base 168 to 719 and encodes 183 amino acids. The record is from RefSeq and is a predicted model, not a curated record. The transcript is spliced from 2 exons. Lineage: Eukaryota; Viridiplantae; Streptophyta; Magnoliopsida; Fabales; Fabaceae. Gene Ontology annotation, molecular function: DNA binding.